CCCACAUCUCCGCAAUCCAGUGCACUUGCCCAUCAUUACUCCCAAUUUCGGCAGUCGCGAUGCAAUGAUCAUCACGAGUGGAUUGUGCACCAGAUCUCAAAGGUUGCGGGCUCCUUCGUCUCGACUUCUCUCGUCCACAUAGUUGGCUACCUCAACCGCCGCCUUCCUGAGAACAGCAGCCGCCCUACUCAUGGGACCUACAACCUCCUUCGCCUGAACGACGAAUCUCGAACAUGUCGACAUUCUAUCGUAAUCUCAACAGGGAGCAAAGUUAUCAUCGGGUCGUGUUCUUGGCUGCCGCUUGUGCUCUCGCCGGUCUUUGCAGUCUCUUCCCUAUUGGAUGUUUUCAGAAUUACAGCAGCAAGCGACGGCGCAAGUUGAGGCAGCGCGUCGCCAAUCUCGAGCGUCAUCAAGAAGAGGAGGAAGAUUGGCAUCGACGGCAUCGGCCGCGACCCGUUCGAGCACGUUCGCACUCUCCGCCACGUGUCGCCCGUGUACACCACCACUCGCGCCAUCAUCGUCGUCGUCCUCGCUCCUCCUUGACACCGCACGAGCGAUCCCAACGCGUCGCAAGACACCGCGAAGACGUCGUGGCUCGGGACGAGGUGGAACUUCAGCGGCACCGUCGCAGCUGCGUUCCACCAGAUCAUCACUCACUCGAUCGGGAACCUUCUCCUCUACGUCGUCCUCGUCGGGUAGCGUCAGAAACGCGAUACCGCCGAUACAGCUCCUAGCAAGACCUGCUGGCUCGAUUGUGGAUGAACCUCGUAUCAAGUCUCGUUCAACUAGUCUUACAGCUCACCGUCGUCUUCCAGAUAAUUUUCCAGCAACGCCGGACCAGUCACAAGUACCACGAUCGAGCAUCCCCUUCCGCCCGUCAUUUGACUUUUCACAAAGUCAAUCAAGUUCGAAUAAUCAUAGUUCAUCGGACUCACCUUUGCAGUCUGACGUGCAAUCGCAGUCGAGACUUGAUACGGCACGGUCGCAAACGAAUACCUCUGUCAGGGAAUACCAAUCCACCCAACUUGCCUGCGCAGCUGCCCAACUGCAGUCCUUACUUUCCAUCAAUCCUACAAUACCUGUACUCGAUAUUCUGCCCCCUGCGGUCGACUCCUUGAUUCGUCGCUCUUCUAUCGCUACAUCCUCUGUCACUUCGAAGAAAUCGAGGCCCAGCCAGAUCGAUCCUGCCGUUCAAAAUUAUUCUUCAACUCAAUUUGCAUCCGCCACCGCCCAGCUUCAGUCCUUACUGGCCGCUGGAUCGACCAUUCAAUUGCCUGUAAUUUCAAAUCCUAUUGUAGAUGCUAUCAUUCACCAGUCCUCCGCGUCUUCACAGGACGGCUCUGGAAAAUCACGACGGUCCCCAGAGACACCCGUCUCCUCAAGCACAAAAGCGUCCGAUGCCAGCAGCUUUGCUCAUACGCUCCUCAGACGUGUCAAGGACCGUCGACUUCUGCGAAAUUCCACUAAGCCACCGCUCCAUCAAUGUCGAAAGUCCGACAAAGUUGUGCAGAAUGUGAAGGUUGGCUCACCCGCUCCAGAGGCCGCGCCUGUCAUUGUGGAGAGUACAUCAGUGCAAGUCAAUCCAAAAGCCGAGCUUCACGUUCCCUCUCUGCCUCCCGGCUUCUCUUCUUUGAAUAUGCCUACGUAUCAUACCCCAUUUUCGGCCCGCAAAGCAUUGCUUAGAUAUCCAACCGCCGAAGAGCGGCUUAGAUCAAGGCCGGCAAUUUCCGCGCGGCGUUCGGCUUCCCGGUCGAGGCCCGAACACUCCUCGCGUCGCUCCGGCUCAACGACCAUUCGCGAGUCACCAGUCUCGGCUGAUAUCGACACAGUCAGGCCUGGUUUGUCACGUUUGCAGUUUUCCAAUCCGAUAUCGAAGCCUGUUAGAGCAAUUGCCGAAAAUGGCAGUCCGAUUACCCCAGGGAUCGGAAGGUCACACCGGACUUCGAUCACACGCUCACGUCACCUUGAACGACAACGCAUCAACCGCAACAGCACAUCUCCAACGGGUUCAGAUCCCACCUUCCAAAGUCGUUGGCUUAUUCGUCCAGGCGAGCGAUACAGCAACAAUAAUUCUUCAGAAGACCUCUAUGCUGAAGAAACACCCCUGAAAAGUGCUAGAUCCAGAAAGUUUGGUGUCGAAGCUACCUACAACUCUCCUGUUAUCCAUCAGGAAGAAACAAGGACGGUGACCCUCACUCGAGCUCCGCCACGACCCAUUCUGCCAAUUCGAGGCCAGAGUGGCAUGCGAAGUUUCUUUCGCAACACAGCUUUCAAUGUCAAAGUAUUUCGAACGUCUCCUAUCACACCCAACACAAAAUCUUCUACGGGACACACGCCUACGCCAGAGAUCACUAUUUCGCAUCAUGGUAGCGAAGACGGCAUACGGUCUAGUAACAUCUCAAACAUGACAAGCGUUCCUUUGCCGCCGUACUUCGCGCAUCGGGGAGGGCAUCAUCAUCAAGAAAGCACAAAUACAUCGUCGCCGUAUUCUCAAAUUUCCCCUGGAACUUUACUUAAGGAUAGCCCACCUCACGAUCGCAUGGACAUUCCGGACCAGAGUCGCUCGCCCUCUAGUCAACUAUCACCAUUCAGCUCACCACGACAUCGUCCUCGUACAAGGACAAGGAAUAGACAUCGGACAAGAUUGGAGACUUUUGCAGACGAAACUGAAUCUAUAGAAGCAGCUAUUGUGUCUGAAGGGCCGGAUUUGAAAGUUAGCGAUCCGGCCCUGGCAGUGCGAUUUGACUCUGUAACGGAUCUGGGUGAGACUCGGAUGCACAUCGACACGACCACGCGCCAGGAGGGCUCAAUUCGACGUCUGAAAGUAGACUUUACAACUCGACACUUGCCAGCAUUGCGCACACGGGUCAGCUCCGUGGUUGUAGCCCUACGAGCUCGAUCAUCUACGGGCACAAUACGGGUCCCUGGUGAUCCAUCGGGUCAAGACCAUCGGAACGUUUCGACAUUCUCAUCCUCGAAAGCGUCAUUUUCAGGGCUAUCGUUGAGGAAUAUACAGUCUUUUGAAAGUAUACGGCGACUGGGCUCAAGGCUUUUACAUGCCGGCUCAUAUGAUAGCCUUGUACGGCGGAAGUUUAAAUCGGCUUCCGUGUCUACGAGAAGAUCGGUCUCGGAGAUUCGCAACAGUAUCAUCGGAACAGAGGCCGUUUCAGCACGUCCUGCCAAGCAGCGCCCGAUCACUGCUGCAGACCUCAUCGUGACAUCAUUCCAUCAGACGCCGUUCGCACAACGAUAUUACGAUGCUCAACGGACAGAGCGACAACAUAUCGAACGACUCGUUGAGGAAGCCAUGCGCCUUCCGAGCGCAACGAUCGACAAAUCGACUGAAGAUGAAGCUGAUGAUGAAGAUGUCGACGGAAUCAUCCUCGGGUACGAACGCAACGUGCCUGAUCAUCUUCCACAAUCUCCGCUAUGUCCGCUCCACCCCAGGCAUCCCUCUGGCGGCAAAGCAAUCUGUCCACAGCAUGGCCAUUAUCGUAAACGGCGGCAUCCAGUUGAGCCGAAGAAAAAGUUGCCAUCGACAGCCCAAAGCGCAACACAGCUAUCUCGUCGUCAGUUUCUACAUAGUCCUAAAACUCGUCACUCGGCCGCUGAUCUUUCUCCAUCACCUUCCAACCAUCGAAGGACCAGCUAUUUUCGUCCAGGUGAUUUUUUGACCAACGACAUGCUCCCCCAGGGUCGCGCAUCUUUGGAGUAUUCUGAUGCGCCACGGCCACACCUUGAUGCCCUAGAGACCACCAACCAGAGUCCAAAGAUCACUCCAGCACAGAUCAUCGAAGCAUUACCAGGUACUGCGCAAGCGAUUCGUCCAGACUCGUCAUCGCGGCCGGCUCCCUCUCCGCCCAGAAAACUUGGCCAUCGUGUCGAAAUCGUCCUCGACUCUAGAGAUUCGCCACUUGACCAACACACGCUUCCUCCCUACCAAACACGAGAUCGAGCCUGGCUUCGCCGCUCCAGCAAUGCCCGUAUGAUAGUUUCUGCAACUCCCCCGCUCCGCACACGAACCACAUCGACGCCUGAUGUCUUGGGUCUAGAGAGCUUCAUGGCACAGAGGGUCCCACCGUCCGGUCAUGAGAAGCGCUUUGAUAGGUUUGGUGGUGAUGGUAUCGCGUUGGGCUGGGAUGAUUGGCCUUAUUGGUAGACUCCUGGGUAUUUGGACCUGAAGGACACGACUUCAUGCUUGCUUGACCUUUUGUGAACUUCCUUUUGGUGGGUGGGAAGCUCGCUAUUCUGAUGCUCGGUUGUGAG
Dissoconium aciculare CBS 342.82 is the source of this 4266-nucleotide messenger RNA. RefSeq lists its product as uncharacterized. Lineage: Eukaryota; Fungi; Ascomycota; Dothideomycetes; Mycosphaerellales; Dissoconiaceae. The coding region runs from base 341 to 4159 and encodes 1272 amino acids. The record is from RefSeq and is a predicted model, not a curated record. The transcript has a single exon.